AAUUUAACCAAGAGUAAACAAUUCUUCUUCCAUUGAACUCUCCCUCUCCCCCUUCACGUUUUCAACUGCAAAGUUGCUGUUUUCAGCUUCUUCCCCAUUUACAACCUCUUCUCAAAAUUAUCAAUGAUUCCCAAAAUCAAAUCUUGCUGUUUGUUACACGUCUGCCAUUAUUAUUCCUUUUUCUUCCAUUGAGUAAUACUAAUAAGAUUCUGAGGUGAUUUGUAAACAUGGGUUGUUCUUUUCAUUUCACACGGAUUCACCAUUAAAAAGUCUUUGCAAUUUCAAUUUUUUCAAAACCUCAACUCGACACGACCCUUUUCUUUCUUUUUUGUUUUCUUUCCUCUCUCUUAUUCAACAACUCUCCCUUUUCUUCUUGCUUUUCCUUCUUUUUCACCCACUCUCUCUAACUAAACUCUUGACCAAAAAAAUCUCAUGCUGAAUCAAAUCCCCCUCAAGGGGGUGGACAAAACCCCCAAUUUCUCUCCUUAGACUUCCUUUUUUUUUUUUUUUUCAAAUUCUUCCUAAUUUCUUUUGGCUUUGAGUUCAAAAACUUUGUGGGUUUCGUUUGGAAUUAGGUUCUGAAUAAUGGGUAAUAGCCUAAUUUGUAAGUCAAAGAAGGAUGUCAAAGAGAUUGGAUCUCGAAGCAAGAGAAUGGGUCGGUCCCAGAGGAAGUUGCAGAGUGAGGAAGAGUAUUUGCAGAAGCAAGCUCUCUCAUUGGCUCUUCAACAGCUUCAAUUAUCUCAGAGGUUUGAUGGAUCCACUUCCAAAAGAAUUGGCUCGACAAGCUCUCGAAGACGCAAUCUCUCCGAUCCAUUUUCUAAUGGGAAGCAGGGGAAGAAAGAUUCAAAGUUAUGUGGAGCAGAUGUGGCUUCUGGUGAAGCAAAUGUGCAGGCACCUGAAUUUCUGGAAAAUCUGAAAGAAAAAAAGUUCGUUUUAGUUCAUGGUGAAGGAUUUGGAGCUUGGUGCUGGUACAAAACUAUUUCUCUACUAGAGGAAGUCGGAUUAUCUCCCAUAGCCAUUGAUCUCAAAGGUUCUGGUAUUGAUCUAACAGAUACAAACAGGGUGAAUACUCUAGCAGAGUAUUCAAAGCCAUUGACUGAUUAUCUACAAGAUCUUCCUGAUGAUGAAAAGGUUGUUCUAGUUGGCCACAGUAGUGGAGGCGCUUGUCUUUCUUAUGCAUUGGAACAUUUCUCAAAUAAAAUAUCGAAAGCAAUUUACGUCUGUGCAACGAUGGUGGCUACUGGCCAGAGACCUUUUGAUGUAUUCAUGGAAGAGCUUGGAUCUGAAGAGAUUUUUAUGAAAGAUUCGAAGUUUUUGAUCUAUGGGAAUGGAAAAGAUAAACCGCCUACAGGAUUCAUGUUUGAGAAAGAGCAAAUCAAAGGGUUGUAUUUCAAUCAAUCUCCUACCAAGGAUGUUGCCUUGGCAAUGGUUUCAAUGAGACCCUUCCCAUUGGGUCCAGUCAUGGAGAAACUCUCACUAUCCCCUGAAAACUAUGGAACCGGGCGCCGAUUUUUCGUCCAAACGCUCGAUGAUCACGCACUCUCACCUGAUGUUCAAGAAAAGUUGGUGAGGGUAAAUCCACCUGAAAGAGUUUUCAAGAUAAAAGGCAGUGAUCAUUGCCCCUUUUUCUCUAAGCCACAAUCACUACACAAGAUUCUCCUGGAAAUUGCUCAAAUACCAUAAUCUAGGCUCACUCUCCAUCUGUCUCAUAGAAAGAACAAAAAGAAGAAUAUUUUUUCCUUCAUUUCAUUUUUAAGUUAUUUAUUUAUAGCAGAACCCAAAAAACAAAAACAAAACGAAAAACUUGGAUCCAGAUAACUCAUCUCCUGGUGUUAGAA
Molecule: messenger RNA, 1838 nt
Organism: Cucumis melo (muskmelon)
Lineage: Eukaryota; Viridiplantae; Streptophyta; Magnoliopsida; Cucurbitales; Cucurbitaceae
Product: putative methylesterase 12, chloroplastic
Exons: 6
Coding region: 586-1683 (365 amino acids)
Biological process (GO): jasmonic acid metabolic process; salicylic acid metabolic process
Molecular function (GO): methyl salicylate esterase activity; methyl jasmonate esterase activity; methyl indole-3-acetate esterase activity
Source: RefSeq, a predicted model, not a curated record